Megalopta genalis is the source of this 3707-nucleotide messenger RNA. Its product is annotated as band 4.1-like protein 4. Gene Ontology annotation, cellular component: cytoskeleton. The record is from RefSeq and is a predicted model, not a curated record. Gene Ontology annotation, biological process: actomyosin structure organization. Lineage: Eukaryota; Metazoa; Arthropoda; Insecta; Hymenoptera; Halictidae.
UCGGUUCAGUCUGAUCCGAGCCAAGCCACUGCCCUGAUCCGGCGCGGUGCCUCUCUCCGUCUCCACCGGUUCGCUCUCUCUCCCGGUUCUCGCCGGCUGUGCUCCCUGGUUCCUCUCUCCGUUCCACCACCUGCAGCUCGCCGCUCGCGGUCCUCUUGACACGUUCCGCUCUCCUCCGGUCUAAUCCAGCCGUGUCAUCGAUCGCCGAUCCCGACCCCGACUUCCUUCCUCCUUGUUGCUGGCUCUGCCUGCGCGGUCAGUUCAAGUCGCGGCGAGCCGAAGCGAGGCGAGUCGAGGCGAGUCGAGGCGAGGCGAGGCGAGGCGGAGCGACGCGACGCGACGCGACGCGAUCCUCCGUUCGUCCGUUCGUUCGUUCCUGUCGCGUUCGCCCGCCAGACCAAAAUCACCAUCUGACAUGUCACAGUGCACGCGUCGCCGUCCUGCCAGCCGCCGACGGUCGUUCUUCCGCGUUCAGUGAACAAACGGGAAUAAAAUAACCUUGUCGGGAACACGCGUCGCCGCGUACAACGUACGCGCACUUCUCUCUCUCUCUCCUUUUCCUCUCUGUUUUGUUCUCUCGCCAGUGCCGGGGUUGCAUUCCGACCGACCGUAAUUCUUGUCGUGCGCGCGUUCCUCGAAACUCCGGGAUUUCUGUGGAUCCGCCGACCGGUACCGGAAGUGUGAUGACCCUUCCAGUGAGACGUGCUAUACCGAUCGACACGCCGACACCGGCUCAUCGAUCUGGGAUUUGAGCAUCGGCCGACGAGGAUGACCGAAACCGACGAGCGGAUGAACGAGUGAACAUAGGAAGGAAUCGCAAGAGAAACGAGGGCUGCCGAAGGAAGAGAUGGUGGUAGAGUGGCUCUGCCCUGGACUUCGGCCGGCCGGAAGCCGUAGGCCCCGUCUUCUUCACUGCAAGGUGAUACUUCUCGACGAGCACGAGCUGCUCCAAGAUGUCUUGAGCUCGAACCUGGGUCAAGAGCUGCUGGACAGGGUGUUCAGGCACCUCAACUUAUUGGAGACUGCGUACUUCGGGCUCCGCUACCUGGACCACGGUAAUCAAACGCAAUGGCUCGACCCGAGCAAGAAGAUCGGGAAACAGCUGAAAGUGGUCAAGGGAGACCCGAGCUCGGACGUCCACACCCUCUACUUCGGCGUGAAAUUUUACGCGGCGGACCCGUGCAAGCUCAUCGAGGAGAUCACAAGGUACCAGUUCUUCCUGCAAGUCAAGCAAGACAUCCUGCAAGGAAGACUGCCCGUCUCGUUCGACCUGGCCGCCGAACUGGGAGCGUACGUAGUUCAAUCGGAACUCGGGGACUACGAUCCAAGACGACAUUCCUUAGGCUACGUUACCGAAUUUCGAUUCCUAGCGAAUCAGACCACGGAACUGGAGAACCGUAUAGUGGAACUCCACAAAACCCUCGUAGGACAAUUACCCUCCGCUGCGGAACUCAAUUAUCUCGACAAAGUGAAAUGGCUAGAAAUGUACGGAGUCGACCUGCAUCCCGUAUUGGGCGAGGAUAGCGUGGAGUAUUUCCUUGGUCUGACUCCGAGCGGGAUAAUACUACUGCGCAACAAGACCAAAGUGGGCAACUACUAUUGGCCCCGGAUCAAUAAGAUCUACUACAAGGGCAGAUACUUCAUGCUGAGGGUGAGCGAGAAAAACUCGGAGGAGAGGACCCACGGGUUCGAGACACCGUCGAAGGCAGCCUGCAGACACCUGUGGAAAUGCUGUCUGGAGCACCAGGCGUUCUUCCGUUUAAUGGCCACGGGGCCCCCGCCGUUGAGCCCUUACUCCCGCUUCCGCUCGUAUAGUCCUCCGUCCGGCUCGGAGAAGCACACGACGAUCAGACGGAAUCCGCCGCCGAUCUUCCAGAGGACGCCGAGCCGCAGAGCCCAGCGACGCGUGGUCGAGGGCCAGGAAAUGGUCGGCCCGUUCGUGGAAACGCCUGCCGCGGUCAAUGCUAAUUCGGCCAGCAACCCGGCCGCCGGGAACGUGUUGUGCAACGCGCAGAACGCCAGACGGGUCAACAAUUCGAGUCCAAGGAGCACCAGGAGCGCGCCGUGGACUCAAAGCCAGCCUCGGGGCCUUUAUACUUCGUCUAGUCCUCGGUCCGUCCGCUCCGCGGGAACGGCACCGGCACUCUUGAGCAGGCUCCAGCGGAGGAGCAGCUCGGUGGAGAGCCAAAGUUCAGGGGACAGCCAUAGUCGCGGUGGUCAUCGUAGAAGAAGUCAUAGUCAUAGUCACCGGAGGCACAGCCGUCACUCGGACUGCGAGUCCGAGCUGUCGAGAGGUUCGGACUCGAGGUCCGGUCAUCGCAAGCACCGCAGGAAGCACAGAAGCUCCCGUUCUUCUAGGCACGAAUUGGUCGACUCCGAGCCACAAUGGAGGGAAGCGCAGAAACGAAAGGGCGAGGGCGUACAGCGAGCCGUUGUCAGCCAUACGGAGCCGAGAAGAAGGCACAGGAGCAGACACCGGAGUCCCUCCCAGAAGCAAUCGCUGCCAGACGAGCUUAGGAAACAUUUGGAGUUCGGGCUAGUCGACACGACCGGAAUGAGCGAGCAGCAACGGCGAGAGAUACCGUACACGGUGGUUCAAUCGCAAUCUGUACAGCAAUGUCCCUUACAGUCUAGCAAUUCCCGAUUGGACGAGGCAGACUCGUCGUCUCUGCCUAGAACGAUCGGCUCCAUCGGCAAAAGAAACAGAAGAAUGAUACAGCAUAGUCGCGACGGAGGCUAUAAUUUGCCGGCAACCAGGCCGGCUCAUGUCGAGACUAAGUACUACGACGGUAGUAGGAGCGAGUGCAAUGUGAGGAAGGACUUUUAUUAUACUCGUAACAACAGAAUAUUGAUAGGCAGUAACGUGGACAGCGGCCUCGGGGAAAGCACGCCGCAGGAGUUUUCAAGCUGCUGCUCAAGCUCCGCCGACAGCGCAAAACCCACCCGAGUAACGCAAUUGCAAUUAGGGGGAGAGGUACGCUAUGAACUGUCUUCAAACCAAGAAAUCUACCCUCCUGUUGAUACUACUCUGGACGCUGUUCUGCAGCCCAUAAUAUCAACUUUAACAAGGAGGCAACGUCAUCAGCCGAAAUGAGCGUGAAGCUUUAAAUAAAUACAAAAUAGACAUUUAUGCACAUAUUGUAUAUUUAAGAAAGUUUUUUAUACCUCAUUCAAAUUAAAUAUCUAUAAUCCCAUCGGUCAUCGAAACUCAUGAAAUGAAACAUAAACAGUGUAUCAAAUGCGCAGCACUUAUAUUCCUUAAUUUAAACAAAAAAAUGAAAAGUGCCCCUAAUAUUAUCUAGUCCUUUAUUUUAGCUUUCUUUAGAUGCCAUGUGCCUCAUUAGAUUUCCUAUAAAUUUUUCCAUCUUCUUUAAGUCCUGUGCUAUCUCUGUUUUAUACUGUAGACACUACGACAUAAAAAUGAUCGUUGUAUUAUUCGGAAUAAGCUUUUAAAAAUGAUCGGUUAAGUUACAUAAUGGCAAUGCUUACCGUUCGAUUGUCUGUAAGUUUCAAACAUAGAACACCUUUACUAUGGCAAUAUUUCAUUGUAUACCGAGUCUGAAAUACAAAAAAAACAAUUGAUUAUAAACUUACACCUAGGAAACCAUACUUUUAGUCGUAUAGGUAUCACAUGUACGUGUACAUAUUAAACGAGCUUUACCUGUUGUCAAAUAUCUAAAAUAAAUAAAGAUUAUAGAAAAUAUAAA